UCAUUCAAGAGAACAUUCACGCUAUGAAUACGAAAUAACAUGUCAGCGCCCAUUUCAUUUUACGGCCGUAUAUUAUAAGUUGGCCUGUGAGUGUGAUAUUAUAAGCCGUGGUUGGUUCUUUGAUAUUAAUAGGUGGCCAAUAAUUUGAAUCACAGGGAACCAUUUUAUGAAGACGUCAGGCUAACCGCGAUCUAGUGAUACUGCCUACUCUGACAGCCUCCAUUCCAUUCGAGCUUCCAUUCGACUCAUUGACAUUGUGGAAUCAUUUGAUAUCGUCCUGCAGACUUCAGUGUCUAAACUAAGCUAAAGCUACACACUAGUGACACUACAUUCUUCGUCAACAGCAGAUAAUGACGACUACGUUCGGUACAUGGAGGCAACUCCUACACUGGGGCCCUCUACUGGCUCUCUUUGUCAUCACAGUGAUAUCAACUACAACUAUAAAUUGUAUUCUGAUGUACUGGCCUCCACUGCUAAGUAUAGGAGGGUUUAUGCACAUGAGUGUUUUUAUGGGAUGGAACCUGUUGACACUAUCAAACUUCUUUCUUGGACUGUAUGAUGGACCGGGCUUUGUGAAAUUUGGAUGGAAACCUGCGGACAAGAACGCUGAGCGGUACCUGCAAUACUGCAAGGUGUGCGAGGGCUACAAGGCGCCGCGCUCGCACCACUGCCGCAAGUGUCAACGCUGCGUCAUGAAGAUGGACCAUCAUUGUCCGUGGAUCAACACGUGCGUCGGGCACCGCAACCACGCGCGGUUCAUCUACUUCCUGCUGUUCUGGCUAGGAUAUAAUAAUUACAGACACCUCUCUCUCUCUCGCUCACAGUUGAAGACGGUGCUGUAUAACAAGACCGGCAUUGAGACGUGGAUAUGCGAGAAGGCAGAACACUUCGAGGAUGAGAAGCCCUUCGUUUUCCCGUACGACCUCGGUUGGCGUGGCAACGCGAAGCUGGUGCUCCGCUGGAACGGCCGGCCCGUGGGUGACGGCAUCUGGUGGCCCGUGCGCGACGGGUGUAACCAGUACACGCUGACGGCGGAGCAGAAGUACCAGAAGGAGGAGAAGAGAACUCGCGCGGUGAAGUACACGAUCGUCGAGAGCUACGGUGGCGCCCUCUUGCCGGUCAGCAAGGGUUGUCGCGUGCUGUGCGGAAUCCCGUACUCGGACGAGCCGCGCAUACGGUUGGAGACGGGCGACGAGGUCCGCGUGACGCGCUGGAAGAGGCACUGGAUGUACGGCGAGCAGGUGACGCAGCCACCGAUGUCCGUCCCGCCCCGCGGCUGGUUCCCACGGCGAUGCGCGGUGGAGCUCAUCAACGGCGACUGCGAUUUCCCCCCGCCUCCCAAAGUCGUCAAGAAGAAGCAGAACUGAAGCGGACGUUACCGCGGCGACCGCGUUCGGCUAACCGAUGAGGGAGGCCGAGUUCUCUCACAGCUACGUGGCGCCAUCUAGCAGCUAUACGAGCAACCUACUUCACGGCGACUAGGUAAUGGCGAGUGAAGGAUAGACGGGCGCACACCUAGAGCCACUUCCAAAAUCUGCUCGUUCCUGCUGAAUGUUGGCAGUCUAUGGACGGCAGCUGUACAGGUUUUUUUCUUGACAUUCUUGUGAAACGAUCGCUUGGAGUUUGCUGACCACAGCCUGCAAUCGGUUCGUUAACCGCCGUUUUUAAUUAGGUUGUAUCGAGAGUAUAUUUCGUGUUGUUUUGUAUAUUUUGACGUCGUUUUAUUCCAGAACUGUUAAAUAAUACUUGUUCUUAAUUGUGCUGAUAAUCGUACUGUGAGAUUGGAAUUACGGGAAAUAU
Priapulus caudatus is the source of this 1800-nucleotide messenger RNA. Its product is annotated as palmitoyltransferase ZDHHC6-like. Gene Ontology annotation, biological process: protein palmitoylation. Gene Ontology annotation, molecular function: palmitoyltransferase activity. The record is from RefSeq and is a predicted model, not a curated record. Gene Ontology annotation, cellular component: Golgi apparatus. NCBI's taxonomy places the organism in Eukaryota, Metazoa, Priapulida, Priapulimorpha, Priapulimorphida, Priapulidae. The transcript has 7 exons. The coding region runs from base 351 to 1367 and encodes 338 amino acids.